Mizuhopecten yessoensis (Yesso scallop) is the source of this 711-nucleotide messenger RNA. Its product is annotated as TM2 domain-containing protein DDB_G0277895-like. The record is from RefSeq and is a predicted model, not a curated record. Bases 88 to 663 code for a protein of 191 amino acids. Lineage: Eukaryota; Metazoa; Mollusca; Bivalvia; Pectinida; Pectinidae. The transcript has 5 exons.
GAAAGCCGAAGUUCCCGGAGAAAAACCGUCGUAGGACCAUUCAUCGUUGCGAAUCAGAAUUAUUCAAUAUGGUUACCGGACGACAAAAUGGCGAAGCUUUUAGGAAUCUGUGUCCUUCUUUCCUACCUCUCAGGUGUGACUGCUGAAUUAUGUACUGCAGCAUACUACUACUACAGCUACAGCUACAGCUACUACACCUACUACAGGUACACCUACUACAUCAAUUGUGACACUGGUUGCUGCGGCUAUUAUUAUGCCCGGGAAUGCUGUACUUCAUCAGCUGGUACCAUUGCCGGAGCGGUCAUUGGCUGUAUUUUUUUCAUCGCCUGUAUCGUUGUCUUUAUCAUCGUCAUCAAGUCCUGUAACAAGAAAAGGACUGGUGUUAUUGUCGCAGGGCAAACUGGUGGAACUGGAAACGUCACGGUCGUUAACAGUACCACCCAACAGCAAAUGCAACAACAGCCGCAGGGAGCUUAUCCUCCUCCUCCACAGUAUGGGGGACAACCUCAACCAUAUGGGGCCUAUCCUCAGCCACAACCAGCAUAUGGGGGCCCUCCUCCUCCACCAUACGGUGUCCAACCUCAACCACAUGGGGAGCAAGCCGGACCGGCUUAUCCACCUCCACCAGCAGUAAACCAUCCCAAUCAACCAGAGAGGUACUAACUCCAAUCAAGCAGACUGGACGUCAUAACAGCUUACCUUUGGAUAAAA